This is a messenger RNA of Zasmidium cellare ATCC 36951, 1077 nucleotides long. RefSeq lists its product as uncharacterized. The record is from RefSeq and is a predicted model, not a curated record. The coding region runs from base 1 to 1077 and encodes 358 amino acids. The transcript has a single exon. NCBI's taxonomy places the organism in Eukaryota, Fungi, Ascomycota, Dothideomycetes, Mycosphaerellales, Mycosphaerellaceae.
AUGGCAUCCUCAUCCCGACACGUUUUCCAUCUCAAGAACUCUUACCCGUUCUUCGAGAACGACCAUGGCAGCAUCCAGCGAGCAACAGCCAAGGAGCUGCCCAUCCUUAAAGGCAUGUCCUUGAAGAGGCUGGUGCUGAAGCCCAAGGCGAUUCGCGAGCCACAUUGGCACGCCAACACCCCUGAGCUCACCUACUGCCUCAAGGGCGAAGCCAUUGUGUCGGUCACCGACAGCCACUCCGCUUUCAAUGCCUUCACGAUCAAGGCUGGCCAAAUGUUCCACGUUGAGUCUGGAAGCCUUCACCACAUUGAAAACCUGUCCGACUCCGAGAGUGCAGAGUUCCUUGUCUGUUUCCGCCAUGAGAAGCCCGAGGACUUCUCGCUCUCAGCCUCGUUUGGCGCCAUGACGCCGGCGGUCCUUGGGAACACUUGGAACCUGCCUAGCUCUGCCUUCAAGAACAUCAAACUCUCCACCGAACCAAAGGAGAUCAUGCUCCGCGAGGGCGAACCGACAAUCCCGUCGCAAGUUCACAUGAAGAAUCCCCAUAAGUUCGAUGUCGAGGGAUCUGAGCCACAGCUGAAGGGCGAGGGCAUUGGAAGUGCACGACAAGCCAAGGCACAGUUCUGGCCAGCCCUGAAGACACUCGCCAUGUACUCUCUUCGAGUCGAAGAUGCCGCCAUGCGUGAGCCUCACUGGCAUCCCAUCACCGCCGAGCUUGGCUACGUCAACAAGGGCCAGGCCCGCAUGACGAUUCUCGACCCUGAUGGCAGUACGGAUACCUACACACUCAAGGAAGGCGAUAUGUACUACAUCCCUCCUGCAUAUCCUCAUCAGAUUGAGGUUCUGCCCGAAGGAGGCAAAGAAAUCCAUUUCUGCAUCUUCUUCGACCAGCCAAUGCCUCUUGAUAUCGGAUAUAAGUCGAUGCCCGAGGGCAUCCCACAUGAGGCUAUGGCUGCGACGCUGGGCAUUAAGAGAGCGGAUAUGCCUAAGCUGGAAGGCAGCACGGGAACACCCCUGAUGGUGAAGAGAGUGAACGAGCUGGACAAGGUGAAAGAGUGGACCAAGUCGAUGUUGUGA